UUCCGCUUUUAAUCUCUAUUCAAUCAUCUUCAUUCAGCAGCAGCCCAAUCACGCCGUUUUACACGAAUGCAUGCGCUAAGUAAUAAUAACAUCUACAACACACGUUACAUCUCGAAGUCUCGCGAUGUUUCUUCCGGGUGACGUCACUCCGGAUGAGAUUUCUGUCCAAACACAGAUGGUGUCGCCCUGAUCGUCCAUGUGGUUCCAGGUCUGCUGAAAAAGCCUCACGCCGUGAUCGGAACUUAUUUAAUUUUAUUAUAUCCGACGAGCCGACCCGCUCUGAGAGGACCCGGAAAUGCAGCACGACGACGUGAUCUGGGACAUCAUUGGAAACACGCAGUUCUGCUCCUUCAAAGUGAAGACCAAGAGUCAGAACUUCUGCCGGAAUGAGUACAACAUCACGGGCCUGUGUAACCGCUCGUCCUGCCCGCUCGCCAACAGCCAGUACGCCACCAUCAGGGAGGAGAAAGGUCAGUGCUUCCUCUACAUGAAGGUCAUCGAGAGGGCGGCUUUUCCUGCCAGGAUGUGGGAGAAGGUGAAGCUCAGUAAGAACUAUGAGAAGGCUCUGGAACAGAUAGAUGAGAACUUGAUCUACUGGCCUCGAUUCAUCCGACACAAAUGCAAACAGAGGUUCACUAAAAUCACCCAGUACCUGAUCCGCAUGCGCAAACUGGUCCUCAAAAGGCAGAGGAAGCUGGUUCCUCUCAGCAGGAAGGUGGAGACCAGAGAGAGGAGGAAGGAGGAGAAGGCUCUGAUUGCUGCUCAGCUGGAUAACGCCAUCGAGAAGGAGCUGCUGGAGCGACUUAAACAGGGAACGUACGGAGACAUCUACAACUUCCCCGUGCACGCCUUCGACCGAGCGCUGGAGCAGCAGGACCAGGAGAGCGAGUCAGAGGAGGAGGAGGAAGAAGAAGAGGAGGACGACGAGGACGUCGGGCAGAGAGAGUUCGUAGCAGAAGAAGAAGUGGAGGAGAGCGACCUGAGCGACUUUGAGGACAUGAACAAGCUGAAGACGAGCAGUGAUGAGGAGGAGCAGGACGAGUCCAGCGAGGAGGAGGAGGUUGAAGAGGAGAUGGAGGUGCAGACGAAGGCUUCGCGGUCUAAAGGCAAAUCUCCGGCGAACGGCUCGGCGGCGAGGAAGAAGCGAGCGUACGUGGAGAUCGAGUACGAGCAGGAGACAGAGCCCGCCUCCAAGAGCAGAGCCACGUAGUGACGCUCUGCCCUCGAAGCAAACUGACUGCCGAGGACACGCCCCCUCACCUUGUGUUACCACGGCAACAUUACAUAGCUGAGGGGAUUGUCCGACCAGCUCUUCUGUUCAUGUUUAAAGUCUCGCUCGGCUGGAAGUCAUGUGACCAGCACAGAAAGACAGCUGAUCACAAGAUUGAUUAAUUGGCCUUUGAUAAUCAAACAGCCUGAUCAGAAUGAGUUUUCCCGUUUCACACUUUAAAGACGAAUCCAUGACUCGCUGCAUGUGAUCACAUGACUGCUGCUUUCACUUUAAACAUGAGCAGGAAGUGGAGCCAAAAACAGAACAUUACGUGAGGAAGCGCCCACAGUGACGUGAACGACGACUUUUCUGUUCGCCGCGCUAACGGAGAGAAGACGGACGUGAAUGUUUUUCUAAACCCUGUAAACAUUUUUAUGUUUGAAAUAAAAAUAAACUUGGAAAAAAUG
This is a messenger RNA of Pundamilia nyererei, 1677 nucleotides long. It is a transcript of the gene mak16, whose product is annotated as MAK16 homolog (S. cerevisiae). The coding region runs from base 296 to 1210 and encodes 304 amino acids. The record is from RefSeq and is a predicted model, not a curated record. Lineage: Eukaryota; Metazoa; Chordata; Actinopteri; Cichliformes; Cichlidae. Gene Ontology annotation, cellular component: nucleolus; preribosome, large subunit precursor. Gene Ontology annotation, biological process: maturation of 5.8S rRNA; maturation of LSU-rRNA. The transcript has 10 exons.